GAGGCCGGCCGAGCGAAUUCUCGAACAUUCGUCGCCGUCUCCGCGCGGGUAACUUUGUCGACAUGACGUGCGAGUGGACCAACGAGUUUACUUUAAAGUUUUUGGAGUUGUACCAAAACGAACCGGUCAUAUGGGACCCCGUGCAUUCGUUGCACAAGGACAAAAAGAAAAUCAACCACGCGUGGGCCAGAUUGGCCGGACAACUGGGAUGUUCGACGGCGGAGUUGAAGAAAAAGAAAGACUCGCUCAUGGCAUCGUUCAGGAGCCAUUUGCGCAAAAAGAAAGCUUCGAUCCACUCCGGCGCUGAUGCCAAUGAUGUUUACACACCGAUAUGGUUCGCUUACGAACGCAUGGAGUCUUUUCUGGCGCCGAUUUACAAAUGCCAGACGACCGCGAGCGCUCGAGACGAUACGUUUUUUGUAACUUGCGAAGAAAGCCAAAGUGUGGUAACUGGGGACACGCCAACAGAGAGUACAAUAGUUGCUGAACGACCAAACUCCUCAACGCCUUCGCUGCCGAAUCCAACGGUUCGACGUCGGGGUAACCCUCGCGCGCUUGAAGGGGCCGGAAAUCGGACGAAGGAAGCGUUUGACAUGCUGAAGGAUGUAAUCGCCAAAAGAGCCGGUGACAGACAAGACGAAGACGAGUACGAUCUUUUCGGCAGAAUGUUGGCGAAAAAGAUAAGGAAACUACCGGAACUCGAACGACAGGUAUUUAUGUACGAGAUCGAAGGGAUGUACAUCGACAAGCUACGCGAGGUCCGUCCAAAAUGACUUCCGAUCCCAGAGCAUAUUGUUGUGUUCAGAAAUGGUUAUUGAAUCGUAUCUGUUUCAGAGUAGAUACUACACAUUUGUUAACGUUUUUUAGCAUUACAUAUUUUACAGCUAUUUUUUUUUUUUUUUUUUGUACAGUGUAAAAAUCAGUAAUUUCCGCAUCGAGUGGGACGAUAAAACGAAAAAAACAUGACAUUUAAAGCUUUCUAAUUUACAAAACGUUUGAUUUAUGUGUGACGUUUUUUCCCCGUAGGAGUAUAUUGACUGCGCUUAAAUCGAGAAUAAUUAACCGACACAUAAAUGUCACUAAACACACUGAUACGAUAUAAUUAUGAUUAUAAAUAGCGUUGGUUAGAUUUUCAGCUGUUGCUUGUUGAAUGAUAAAAAAUCAAAAAUUAUGUUUUCUUUUAUAAAAUUGCACAGUUGAGCGAAAUUCGAAUGUUUGCGAUUUUAAUCAAUCCAAUUCGUUCAAUUUCAUUAUGUUUAUUAAACAUGUACUCAUUUUGAACUUUAGACCGAAUCAAUUACAGAUAAAUAAUAGGUAUAACCUACAAAUUCAAACACAGUUUUGAGAAUUUGGAUUUUUUACCCAUUAAGACUAUAUUAUAUCGAGUUAUGUGUACUCAGAUUUUUUUUUUUUUAAUGUGAUUGUUCAACGUAGAACAAGGCUUAUUAAAGUAUACAUUUGUAAGUUAUUUCACGAAUAUUUAUUAAGUUCCAGGUGCAUAUUAUAUUUUAUUACCGAGUUGAGUGUAUUUCAAUA
This is a messenger RNA of Adelges cooleyi (spruce gall adelgid), 1536 nucleotides long. RefSeq lists its product as uncharacterized. The record is from RefSeq and is a predicted model, not a curated record. Lineage: Eukaryota; Metazoa; Arthropoda; Insecta; Hemiptera; Adelgidae. The transcript has 2 exons. The coding region runs from base 63 to 773 and encodes 236 amino acids.